AUGACAGCCAUGGUUUUGUCCAUGACAAUAGGCUCCGUCAUGAUGGCCGCCUGCCAAAAUGUUGAGACCUACUGCGCGGCGCAAGUCUUUUAUUUCGUUGGCUUCUUCGGUAUUCAGUUCAGCUUUACGAUCCUUAUUGCGGACGCCUUGCCCCUCCGUCACCGAACAUUUGUCAUGGGUGUAACUUCGACUCCAUCCAUCUUGUCAGUUUGGGCUUCUGGCCCAGCCGCGCAACAUAUCCUGGAAACCAUAGGGUAUAGAUGGGGUUUCGGAUGCUGGUCCAUUGUUGUCCCAAUAUGUUCUACACCUCUUUUGUUCUUGAUGUUCAAGUACGACAAGCAAGCACGGAAAGCUGGUUUGAUUAAAAUGCCUGCAGCCAACAAGACAAUGCGUGAAUCAGCCCUUUAUCAUUGUAAAGAGUUUGAUGUCAUUGGGCUGACUAUGCUCGGCUCUGGCCUUUGCCUUGUUCUUCUAGCCAUCAGCAUCUACUCAUAUCAGCCCGGCGGCUGGAAAUCACCCUUGAUAAUUUCCUUUAUUGCGGUUGGCUUUCUCUUGCUUGCCGGCUUUUUGACUUAUGAGAAGUAUCUUGCUCCGGCAACAUUCCUCCCAUGGCAGCUUAUUAAGGAGCCGACUGUCGUCUUCACCAACUUGGCAACAGCUUCAUUUUAUAUCUCAAGUUCUCUGGGCUCGGCAUACAUAUAUUCAAUGCUCAUCGUCAGCUUCAACCAAUCCGUAACAAAUGCUACCUACAUCAACAACAUCGACAUGGUCGGAGCCUCUAUCGCAAAUGUUUUGCUUGGGGUGGCCGUUCAAUAUAACUGUGGGCGAAACCAGCACAGAACGCUCAGAAUGGGAAAAGUGGUGUUGUUGGUUGGAAGAACUAACUAA
Colletotrichum truncatum is the source of this 888-nucleotide messenger RNA. The record is from RefSeq and is a predicted model, not a curated record. Lineage: Eukaryota; Fungi; Ascomycota; Sordariomycetes; Glomerellales; Glomerellaceae.